AUGGCAGGAGCAGCAGCAGCGCGCUCUGGCGCCGCGGUGGCGGCGGGGAAGACUCGCGAGGUCGCGGGCGAGCUUCUGGCAGGGUGCAGGGAGACAAUGCAGCCUAGGCCAAGCGCUCCAACCCGAGAUAGAAACAGAGAGGUAGAGGAGAGAAAUAGAGAGAGAGAUGGAGAGCGAGGAGAUGUAGUUAACUCCGGCCCGCCGGAGCACGGCACGCCGCAGCCGGGGUACUGCGAGUGUAGGGCAGGGGAGGUUGCCAUUAUGAAAAGUCUGAGACACCCAAAUAUUGUUCUUUUCAUGGGUGCUGUAACAGAGCCUCCAAACUUGUCUAUAGUCACCGAAUACUUAUCAAGAGGCAGCUUAUAUAGGCUUUUACACAAUAGUUCUGCAAGGGAAGUUUUAGAUGAGAGGCGUCGAUUAAACAUGGCAUUUGAUGUGGCAAAGGGCAUGAACUAUCUUCACAGGCGCAACCCUCCUAUUGUUCAUCGAGAUUUGAAAUCUCCUAAUCUUCUUGUUGACAAGAAGUACACUGUGAAACCUGAAUGGAUGGCCCCAGAAGUGCUUCGAGAUGAACCAUCAAACGAGAAGUCAGAUGUUUACAGCUUUGGUGUAAUUUUGUGGGAACUUAUGACAUUGCAGCAACCUUGGAGUAAUUUAAAUCCAGCACAGGUGGUUGCUGCCGUUGGUUUCAAGGGAAGAAGGCUUGAAAUCCCAGAGAAUCUAAAUCCGAAGGUGGCGGCUAUAAUUGAGUCUUGUUGGGCGAAUGAACCGUGGAAAAGGCCCUCUUUCUCCAGCAUCAUGCAAACCUUGAAGCCACUGAUUAAGCCUUCGCUACCACAAAGUGUACCAACCGACAUGUCACUUGCUCCCUUAUUAACACGCAGAAUGGAGGUUUCAUUCUGUGGCACGCUUGAAUCAUUUGAUUGGGGGUAUGGUGCUUGCCGUUUGAUCUGUUUAGGUCUAGCUCUACAAUCAACUCCUGCCUAUGGUGGUCAAGUCCCUUGGUCAUGUUUGUUCUUUUGUUUCUUGAUCGUUUGCCCUUUCAUUCCUCGAAGAAAUGUGUUGAUAAUGUUGCUGCUCAUACCCAGUAAUAAUGAUCAGUCUAACCAUUUUUAUCGUUAUAACAAAAGCAAAGAGCCUUUAUAAUCUCACUAUUA
Molecule: messenger RNA, 1157 nt
Organism: Ananas comosus (pineapple)
Lineage: Eukaryota; Viridiplantae; Streptophyta; Magnoliopsida; Poales; Bromeliaceae
Product: serine/threonine-protein kinase CTR1-like
Exons: 7
Coding region: 1-1146 (381 amino acids)
Biological process (GO): protein phosphorylation
Molecular function (GO): ATP binding; protein kinase activity
Source: RefSeq, a predicted model, not a curated record